Messenger RNA from Anopheles arabiensis, 3536 nucleotides. Its product is annotated as pre-mRNA-splicing factor CWC25. The record is from RefSeq and is a predicted model, not a curated record. Bases 1461 to 2912 code for a protein of 483 amino acids. NCBI's taxonomy places the organism in Eukaryota, Metazoa, Arthropoda, Insecta, Diptera, Culicidae. The transcript is spliced from 3 exons. Gene Ontology annotation, molecular function: 5'-3' exonuclease activity; 3'-5' exonuclease activity.
GCUACGCUCAAUUCUUUCUGACCGUGCUGCAAAAAUCGAGCAGCUGUCCGUGUGUGUGCACUAUUUCAUUUUUGGGAUUGAAACAGGAACAAGAGGAUAAUCGGGGCGAUUUAGGAAAAAGGUUCAUCCGGGCCGAUGAGCGGUGUGUGGUGGUGUGAAAUCGAACAUGGUGGGAAAAGAGUACUUACGUACUACUUGGUUGAUGGUGGUGGGGGGAAGGGUGCAGUGCUGCCCCGGUACGAGUAGUUGUGGUCCGGGAGGGGCAACGUAAAAUUGUGCUAACUGUGCAGAUUGCGGAAAAAGUCUGUCCGUGUGGCCCCCGCCUCCGUCACCCAAUUUGACAGCUAGCCCUUGCUGUCUCGGCCCUGGGCUUUCCUGCUGAGGGAAUGAUGGACAGAAAAAAUUACAUAAUUUGUGGCCAAAUGUAAGGAAGGUCCGGAAAUGACCUUGUGUGCACUGUUGCAAGUACCAAGGGAUCAAUAAUUGAUACGCCAUCACCAUUAUGGAUCCAUAAUCAUGAAUACCUUAAUCAGUGAAAAUGAUUCAGUUUGUUGCUAUGAUUAUGUAAGUUUACCUUGAGCGCAGUGCCAACCCGAUCAAAACUUUCUGCACGGGGCGAUAAAAAGGGUUGGCAAAGGGGGUGCUGCGAUGAAACCGAUUCCACACCACUUCCAGGCUUUGGGGUCAAAUUUUGGCAUAUGGGAAGGAAAAAAAACAUUACAGCUUCCAUGCACGGUGCAUGAAUGGUUAAAAAAGGCAAAUAUUUAGGACAACAAUGGCGGAGAUGAUAACGGCCAUCCCGGCGUUCCACGGAAGAAUCAACCAACGUCGAAAACAUCGCUUCUCUCAAAACGGUUUACGGUGUCUACCUGUUCCGCGGUGUGCUCUCAAGUAACGAAUGUCCCUUUUGAGGGGGGUCCAAGAGUUACUUCCCAAUCCGCGCGAGCUCGCGCUUUCACGCACUGGAAUGCAUACGGAUUAUACUGUUGGAGAGAGAGAGUGAGGGAGUGCAAGACACAAUGUUCCGGGUGGAAGGAAGGGUCCGGCCGCCCGUUCAAACGAAAGGACCCUUUCCAUCCCUCCCGGACAGUUGCAUAUAGAGUGCAAAUGCAACGCGCUCGGCCAAAACUCCCUAAUGUUCUACGACUCUAGCUCUGAAAAUCCCGAGAGCCAACCUGUCUAAUAAAGCACGUGAGCCGUACACACAGACAGAGAGAUAGGGGCGCAAGAGAGCGAUACAGAGAGAGAGAGAGACAGAGAGAUUAAGCGAGGCGCCGGGAGUGCACACUCUCCUUGCGCGCAUCCAGCACGCCCAGCCGAUCGCAGCAACCAAAGGCGGCUCCUCCUCUUCAGCCCGGCGGGUCCAGCAAAUUUGGGCGCUAGCAAAGCCGAAAGCACCGAACCGACAAGCGCGCACACAGGCAAAGAGCUUCCGUCCGCUCUCCCCCCCAAAACUCUCCAUGAUGCUGGAGGAGGAGGAAGAAACUGCCCCACGAGGCGGCGACGACAACGGUCAAGGCCAACAGGCGGACCAACAUCAUCAGCCCACGCAGAAGCAGUCCAGCCGCGAAGGCGAUCGUGAGCGUAGUGGCCACUAUUCCUCGAGCUCGAGUCGCACCACGAGCAGCCGGUACGAGGACGAUUACUCGCAUCGUUCGAACCGCGAUCGAGACCGUGACCGGGACCGGGAGCGAAGCCACCGCGACCGGGAUUAUCAUCGCGAUCGGAACCGUGAUCGCGAGUACGGUGGCCGGUAUCGGGACCAUUACCGGGACCAUCGGGAUGAUCAGUAUCGGCGCGAUAGGCGAAGCAGCCGCAGUCGGUCGCGGUCGAAAGAAUCGCGCUCGCGGGACCGUGACCGUGAGCGUGACCGUGAACGUAAUCGAUCGCAUCGGGAUGAUCGUAGCUCGCGCGAUGGUCCCAGCUCUCGACCGGAGCGGACAGCGCAGGACCGUCUGUCGGCGGAAAUUGAGCAGGAGCUGGCAAACCUGCGCAGACAGCAUGAUAUGAAGGAAGCAUUAAAGCGACAGCAGCAGCAGCAACAGCAAAGCGCAGGUGCGUCCAGCAAUGGAGACGACAGUCAGGAUGAUUCCAAACCCUCCGGCAGAGUUGUUGGUGAACGUAGACCGACUACAGGUAGUAGCUCUGGUGCUGGUACACAUUCCGGACAGUACGAAAAGCAGCACUCGUCAAGCUUUAUGCCGCAAAUCGAUCCCGGCCAGCCGGUCGAAUACGUGCCGGAGAUACAAACCGAGGAAGAGCGCAUCGAGUUUCAGCGCAAAAUGCAGGAAAAGCUGCAGCAACAUCUAGCCGCCGAGGGAAAGCUCUACCCACCGCCCUCGAAACCGCAGCGUGACGUGCCCGCCCCCGUUACCGUGACCGGUUUCGCGAACGAUGGUUCAUUUUUGGAGAUGUUUAAAAAGCUCCAGCAACAGCAAAGCGCCGUCCCUGGCAGUAGCGGUGGCGCCACCCCAGCAAUGGCAGCAAUGCCCCACCCGCAUCAUCACCUGUCAACCGGCAUUCCGGCAGCCAAUUCCACCCCAGUGAAACCGAUGAUGGUGGUUCCAACCGCUGCCGCCCUACCAAGGAUGCCGCUGGUCGGUCAGCAACCGGCGGCCGUCGGGUCGUUCAAACUGCUCCCAACCGUUGCGGCCGCCGCCGCGGUCGUCCCACCGCAGAUCGUGAAACCGUCGACGAUUGAGAAGGAACCACCGCCGCCACCGCUUCCCGUCUUUGGUCGGCGGCGGGGUGGCAAGAUUCUUAAAACCGGAAUGGUGAAGAAGGUGCGGCCGAUCGAGGAGUCCGCCGCGGAUGCGCCAAACGACGCGUGGACUCUUUACCUGCAGGAGGUGAAGAAGUACAAGAGUGCUUCGUGUGAUGCGGACUCCAAGACGCGACCAUUGGUCAAAUAAUUGGAUAAAUGGGAAAGAGAGAGCGAGAGAGAGGGAGGGAGUGUAUUCAGUUUCCGUUUCUUUCCACCCUUAUUUCCCCGUUGGAAAGGAAAUUGUAUUUUUUAUUUAUAAAACUAACCUUUUUUGUGUGAUGAGUGUACCGGAAGGGAUAAAUGAGAAUCUUUCACAUGUCACCCUAAUUUUUUUUGGGUGUCAAGUGUGAUUUAUUGGGAUUUGGCAGGAAAUUUUAUACCUUUUGUGUACUGCAAAAGGUAUGAUGAGCCCAUAACCCCGGUAUAUUAUGUACAUAAUAAGUUAUCAGUGUCGGUGAAUCUUCAUUUUCAUCCUUUUCUAUUUCAACUUUGCUGUGUGGGAUUCUUAUAUAGAUUUUUACCAUGCGUAGCGGGAAAUACGUCUGCAAUUAAUGGUCAUUUAGUAGCAGAGUGGGUACAGACAAGCAGGGGAAAAUCCGUAAUUUGUGGAUAGGAAAUAGAGCGCACACGGACGGACUGGUCAACAUUUAUUUAAGUCCCCAUCUGAAACCCCCGGGAUCUUUCCGUGGGGGUGUGGUGGGUGUUUGCACAACACGCGCACACACACACACACACUCAACCCCAAAAUUAAGCUGACGAUAUUUUCUCUGGA